Messenger RNA from Huiozyma naganishii CBS 8797, 798 nucleotides. RefSeq names its product cyclin-dependent protein serine/threonine kinase inhibiting protein SIC1 (gene SIC1). The record is from RefSeq and is a predicted model, not a curated record. The transcript has a single exon. NCBI's taxonomy places the organism in Eukaryota, Fungi, Ascomycota, Saccharomycetes, Saccharomycetales, Saccharomycetaceae. The coding region runs from base 1 to 798 and encodes 265 amino acids.
AUGAACCCUGCUACACCUCCACGGUCGAGGAGUUCGGUGAAGGGUCGCGAGCCAGCGGAGUCCCGGUUCGGGUCUGGCAAUGGGGAGUCGCAGACGCUUCCACCACUGCCCAAAAAGUUGGGAGUGCCUCCUGAGACGCCGCAGAAGUCGGUACUGUCCGGGGCACCAGUGACUCCCUCGACAGUGCACCACCUGAACCGUGCGCCCGUGAGUUUGAAGUACCACAACGGUGCUGGUGACCUGCUGGCACCGCCAUCACAGCUGCGGUCGCCGGAAUUCUCACCCAUGCGCAGAACGUCCAUCGGGGAGAACAAGUCUGCCAGCAGAGUGCUCUUCCCACACAGUUUGCAACUAGACGCAGAGGCAGACGAUUCUGAAGAGGAACUGUUGCUGCCGGCAUCGCCCUGCAAGAAGAAACUACAGAAGACUGUCCCGGGGACACCGUCGCAUAAGGUAGUGUCCUUCGAGCAGGCCCGGGAGUGGUGCGAACCGCAGAUCCGCAGCGACAGCGACGACGACGAGGAUAACACAGAGCAUAUAGUGACGGCGACACGACCCGCAAACCCGUUCAUGACCAGUAGUGGGACCACCGCAGCGGAGAGAAGACGCAGGCAGGACGCUCUCCUCAGCGAGAACCCGCGGUUGCGAGACACAGUAACGUACGUCGACAAGCACGGCAAUACAAUCAAGGAGAGGCGGCUCACGCCAGCAGAGACACAGCAGUUCCAACCCAGAGCGCUCUUCCAAGAAGAACUGCGAGAGCAGCAGCAGCAGCGGGACGGGGACGACUCUAUAUAA